Serpula lacrymans var. lacrymans S7.9 is the source of this 677-nucleotide messenger RNA. RefSeq lists its product as uncharacterized. The transcript has 3 exons. NCBI's taxonomy places the organism in Eukaryota, Fungi, Basidiomycota, Agaricomycetes, Boletales, Serpulaceae. The record is from RefSeq and is a predicted model, not a curated record. The coding region runs from base 75 to 263 and encodes 62 amino acids.
CUACUAUAUCUGAAGAAUAUAACGGAGAUGGCCUGGAAGAUCGGACGGCUCCCGUUAGUUAAGAGAUGCUUGUCAUGUGCUUUUCUGAUGCCUACUCAGACGCAGCCUCUACGUUUGCGAACAGAACAGUAAAGCUCGGAGAAGACGGUCAGGGGCACUGGCGCUCCGAGGAGUAUGCAGCAUCAACACUGGAGUCAAGAAGAGACAUGCAAGACAUUUUAGAACAUUUUCAGUUUAGAUUACUUCCCGAGGCAGUCCAGUGACCUUAUGCUACUUCCUAACUGGAUAAUUCGGAGAUACUGUGACCUAAAAAUGUCUGCCGCGUGAGUUGCAAUGUUUAUGCUAGCUUCGACGAUUCUAGCAAAUUAAAGUAACACUCGGUUCCGUAACAUACGCGGGAGUCAUCAUGACCGAUAUCAUUAUCCUCGCGUUGUUCAGAUAGAGACAAGUAUAGGACCUUGCAAAUCUGCCAUACCACGAGAACCUGUACGCUUUUUUCUCACCCAGUCACUUGGACAUGAUGGCAGAGUAAUCCAUCACGAUCAUUACCUGUCAGCCUGGCGCCGCGGUCACGGUAUCUUCCUAGUUGACUAACAUCGCCACAAACUUCGUUGUUUGGCUGAACGAACGCGGGGGCGGUUGAAAAAGCUACGUGCUUGAUGCGGAGAAGCUAUCCG